AUGUCGAACCUGUCCCAAUUCGAAAAUGACCUGUCCAACCUUAACAUUGCGCUGGGCGAGGAUGAGACGUUGGAGACGCAGUGGUGGGUUACUGUAACUUUGGGGCGGUUUAUGGGUUGAGUAUGGCUUUGUCAUAGUAUUUUUUUAAGUCUUUUUCAAAAAUUUCAUUAAAAUUUUUACAAAACUUAUUUUAUUAGUUUGUAUAAGAAGUAAUGGGCUAUAGAAGCUCCAUAUUAACCAUGAGAAAUAGCUCAUCACUUUUUAUACAACCUAACAUUAUAUCCAAAUUUUGAAAAAAAUCUGAAAAUAGUGACGUUUCUGCCAUUCUUUAUUAAAAUCGAAUAAAAAAUUCAAUUCCAGGCAGUUUCUGUUCCUAGUCACAGUACCCAUAGCUUGCAUAGUGGGUAAUGUGCUGGUGAUCUUGGCAGUAUGGACCACGAAAUCGCUUCAAACUCCUACCAACUACCUCUUGGUGUCGUUAGCAUGCGCUGACUUACUUAUCGGAUCUACGGUUAUGCCUUUCAGUAUCUAUGUCACGGUAAGUCGGGUUGUUUUGUUACCUAAAAAUUAAAUUUUUGUUUACCUUCCAAACAGGACUUUUUCACAAACACAUAGUUCUACAUAUUAUACUAGAAACACUUACCAUCGCUUUCAAUAUUAUGCUAUUUAGUACCAUAAUGUAGCCCAGUACCUUUCCAAAAAUACCGUAAUUUCGCGAAAUUUCCGUUUUCAAACCGUAUUUUAGGUGAAUAAUCUCCACUGGCAUCUGAGCGCUUUAUGGUGCCAUUUGUACACAAUGCUGGACGUAUGUGCCUCAACAGCAUCAAUAGUACAUCUGGUGCUGAUUAGCAUUGAUCGACUGGUCGCUGCGACGAAACCAGCCGAAUACAAGACGAUGAAACAUCGCCGACGGGUCUAUUGCGCAAUAUUUGGAGCAUGGUGCUUUAGUAUCUUCCUCGCACUGCCAUUAGGUGGGUUUGGCAUAUUUUUGAAAUUUUGAAAAAAAAUUUUGAAAAUUUUAGGAUUUUUUUAAAUUUAAAAAAUGUGACCUAAUUUUGAAAUUUUUUUAAAUUUUUGCCAAUUGCAAACGUUACUUUUUCAACAUUACACCCAUUUUACACAGUAAACUCCCCAUAUGUCAUUCUAUUACCUCAAUCCUAUUUCAGUAUCAAUUGGUCACGCCAAUACUGAGCUCGUACUGCAAACCAAACAUCAUUGUGGUAUCUACAAUCCCAUGUACAUGUUGUACAGUUCGAUCUUUGCGUUUUAUCUACCCUGUGUCAUCAUGUUACUCACAUAUGGCUACAUUUUCUACACGCUGAAGAAACGGUUGAGGGCGAUUCAGCUUCAGGAAAUGGCUGGAGGCCAAUUCCUCGGCUUCGGCGCUGAUGUCGGAAACAUUGCUCAAAGUGCAAUUGAAACUGUCAUUGGUAAGGCACAUGAGAGGAUAUUAUAGGCACAUUGUUACCUAAAAAAGAUUUUUUAAAUAAAAUUUUGGUUUGUUACCUAAAUUAACUUUUUGGACAAAAAAUAAUUUUUUUUACCUAAAAAAUCAUUUUUAUGUCAAAAUGGAUUACCUUAAAGACAAAUUUUUACAAAAAAUUUUGAUUUAUUACCUAAAAUCCUACUUUUCCGAAAACCUUUAAAAUUUUAGUCUACAACAAUAUAAAUCAGCUAUAUUCUCCAUCACAAACUCAAAAACCCAAAUAUAAACUCACAAAACCCUUAAUAUUAUAGGUAUUGAGCCCCGCAACCGAAACAUGAUCAGUUGGGAGAAGCCGUUGCUGAAGAAAAUCGAAGAAACAGCGGCCGAACACGCCAGCUCUCUCAAUGACAGUGAAAGAGAACAAAUUCAGAAUCUUUUAGAUGCAUAUCACCCCUCAUCGUCCGGUUCACAAGAACUUACGACUCUCGAUGAAUAUCCGGAACGUCCACCGUCCGUCGUUCUUGAGGCCGUCACGUUGAAGCAGCAGAUCUACGAAUCUGCUCAGAACUCGCCCAAACUUGAAGUACCUCCUUCGUCGCUUUUGCUUCAGAAAAUGUAGGUUUUGAGGGGUUUAAAUGGUGGGAAAUGGAGGUUGUUACCUAAAAUAAUAUAGGGCAAAUAAUAUUUUUUGGAUAAAAUCAUACUUUUAUAGCUAAAACGAUACUUUACAGCUAAAAAUAUGUUUUGUUUUUUGUGUUCUUGAGUUAACACAAUAUUUUAUAGCUCUUUAAGUUCUAAACGCUUGAAAAUCAAGGAAAAAGUGGGCAAAACUUACCUAAAUUUUAAGAUUUCAUAUUGUUUUAUUGAUGUUAUCCAUCAAUAAACCCACCCACCCCAAUUUAACCUACAACAACAUAAUUUCAGAUCAAAAACUCGUCGCUUCUCCGAAACUCUUCAAACCACAUUAACUCGAACUCGACGAAAAUCCUGCACCAACAACAAUAAUGUGAACAACUACGAGAGUUUCAGCUUUUCCCAAACCAAAAACCGUCGUUUUUCAGUCCAGCCAGCAAGUAUGAUGGCUCAGAAUCAGCCACGCGACUCUCAAAGCCUUCUGAGACCGUAUCGUGGAGGGAAACAGAUGAGGCGGUUGUCUGAGAUUAUCAGUGAUUGGGAACGACCAUCACGCUCUUCGCUGAGUCAGAUGUACAGUUUUGCACGAAGGGAAUCGGUGUAUAUUGCAAGGAAGAAGCUGGCUGGGUUAAAGGAUUGGGCCUUGGAUUUGCUGGCUAAAUUGAAGUCGAAACAAGGAAUGGCAGUGAGGAGGGAGGCUAGGGCUACCAAGUUGGUCGCUACUGUUAUGUGUGAGUUUGAAUUUGUGUUUUUGAAAUAUUCAGCUUUAUAAGUGUAGGUAUUAAGGGUUUAAAAUACCUUUUUCAUCUACCUCAAUAUAAAAUUUAAAGAUUCAUAAACCUUUUUUGAUCUUUUCGCUUCAAACUGAUCAUUUCGACCUUAUUUUAGGUGUAUUUUUGAUCUGUUGGCUGCCGUUCUUCACGUUGAACACGAUCAAAGUGUACUUGUUGAUGGUGAAAAGCUGGGAUACGGAUUACGAAGGGCUGUUUCAUUGGCUGACUGCAUUAGGAUACCUCAACUCAUCGCUUAACUUUUUUAUCUACUCUGCAAUAAAUAAGGUGAGGAAGUGAUUUUUAAUACCUAUUUCCUUGCAUGGUCAUUUAUGCCAUGCCAAAGUAUAGUAGCUUGCUUUUAAGGCUAGAAAUUACAAUUUUGAUGUUUUUCUUCAAUAAAAAUCCAAAAUUUCAGAAGUUCCGCUCGUCUUUCCGUCGAUUAAUUGGCCUCCGACGUGGACAUCAAGGCAAAACAUGGAUGUUACCUCCAAAACAGACGAAACAACAAAAAACAAAGUGCUCCUGUGGGUGUCAGCCAUUCAAACGGGUCAAGGAGACAACAUUGAGGAAGGCUAGUUCUGUUGGGUGAGUUGAUAUUAGCUUUACAGUCCUAUCGAUUUAAAUUAACAUAAGUUUUACAGUUCUUUCAAGCUAACUUAACAUAAGCUUACAAGGAAAGUACCCAACCUGCCCCGCUCAGAGUCAGCUCAAAAUUUUUAUAUGAACUCUUGUACCGAUAGUAGUACCCAUAAAAAGUUUUGACCCGCUCUUUUGAGUUUUAAAUUUGAAUUAUUUUGGUUUCCCGUCACUUUGGCAUUGUGUUUCAAACACUUUUUUUAACUUUCCAGACAAGCUACUUACAAAUUUAAAAAUGCAGGUUCAUUUAAAGGUUCUCCACUAGUAUAUUAUAGAAAAAUUAUUAAAAGUCAAAAAAGACAAAAUUAUAAGCUUGAAACACAAUGCCAAUUUGGCGGGAAAUUCAAAAUGUAAUUUUUUGAUCUUGAUUUUCUCGAUGUUGGCUAGAAGGCGAGAUUUAAUACUUUGUUGAAGAUCUUACUUUUACAUAAUCUUUCUAUAUAAAAAGUUUGAAGUCAAUCAGAGCGGGGCAGGUCGGACACUUUCUUUGUAAAUUAUUAUAACAUAAGCUUUGACGACUUUUCUUAACCUAUUUUAACAAUUUUUUCUUUUAAAAUCUGAUGUUUCCUAUCUUAACUGGCUUUACAUACUAACAUAUACUAACAAUCGUCUUAUUUCAUUCAAACUUUGUGAUUAGAUACUAAUAAUGUCAUUUUUUCCAAUCUUCCAUCUUAUUUUUCUUACUAACUCAUCAUAAUACUGCGUGCUGACUCUUUUUUUUUAACAGUUUUUUUUAAAUUUUAUUUUUAAGACGGUUUUUUAAUUUUAAACUUCAUUUUUAUUUAAAAUUUUGAACUUUUUCUUUGGUUCGCACAUCACCAAUAUCAGUUUAAUGAUUUUAACAGAUGUUUAAGGAUGCUGGGCCGCCGCUUCGAAGUGAACAAGCCAGAGAUUGUGAUAGACGAGGUGGUGAGUGUCAUCAACCAGGUCUCGAUCUCGGAAGGCGGACGAACCACGUUUAGGUGAGGAUUCUGAAGUUUUGAGCACAAUUAUGUUUGCUUGCAUUGUCUUUGGUCGUAAUUUGACAGUUUUGCUUCUACGGACUUUGCUUUUGAUGAUAUAGUAUUAGGUUGUUCAAUUGAUUCUGUGUUUCCUUUCAAAGCAACUUUUUGUGGGUAGGGAGCACAGAAUUAUGUGAAAAAAUUAAUAGAAGUAGUUUUGUUAGUAUUAGGGAUAGUUUGAUAAGAAAAAUAUUAUACUAGCUUGUCAAAAAAAGUCUUGUCGCUUUUGACUGUGAAAAUGAGUGAAAAUUGGCGACAAGACUUUUUUUAAUUAAAAGUUUUUGUUUUGCAAAAUUUUUUAAAAAGUGUGAAAAUGAUAACUAUAACUCAAAAAAAUAUUUUCUAACUUAUCUAUUUACAAUGUCUACUAUAGGUCAAAAUCAAAGAAAUUAUUAGCUCAGUAGUUUCUAUACAAUUUAAUGUUAGUUUUUCAAAUAAUUCUGUGCACCUUGCAAAUUUGUUUUCAUAAGGAGCACAGAACUAUUUGAACAACCUAAUAACAAAUAAAAUAAACAUCGAAAACCUUUGAUAUCAUGGUUAAUAUAAAUAAAUGUUUCAGACGAUCAUCAGACGACGCUAUGCAUCGUUCUUCUUCUGAGAUUCUUGGUGGUGUUACAUUUCCAUCAAAUCAUGAUAGUAGACGUGGGUCUGGCAUGAGCAAUUCAUCAGCAUCGCUGCAACUUCACGAUAUGCAUCAGAUAGCCGAAGCGUCGUUGAAGGAUGCUGAGAUCUUUGUUUAA
This is a messenger RNA of Bursaphelenchus okinawaensis, 5209 nucleotides long. The record is from the annotation of a GenBank genome assembly. Lineage: Eukaryota; Metazoa; Nematoda; Chromadorea; Rhabditida; Aphelenchoididae.